This is a messenger RNA of Papaver somniferum (opium poppy), 717 nucleotides long. RefSeq names its product F-box protein At3g07870-like. The record is from RefSeq and is a predicted model, not a curated record. NCBI's taxonomy places the organism in Eukaryota, Viridiplantae, Streptophyta, Magnoliopsida, Ranunculales, Papaveraceae. Bases 1 to 717 code for a protein of 238 amino acids. Gene Ontology annotation, molecular function: protein binding. The transcript has a single exon.
AUGGCUUACGAAGAGCAGCAGAAGAAGAAGAUGCAAAGAGCAAUAUCUUUGGAAAAUGCCGAUUUUGAUGAUCCUUGUCCUCGAUAUCUUCCUCAGGAAAUAUUUUUGGAAAAUAUUCUAACGAGAUUACAAGCUCGGGAUGUAGCCAGGUACAGCUGCGUCUGUAAGUUAUGGAACAAUUACACUUUCAAAGAUUCAAAAUUUGCUUCUUCCCACUUUAUUCAAAAUAAGAAUAAAUUAAAUCUAGUCUUUAAUCUCUCCAACGUAUCUCAAAAGGCUUACUUUUUCACUCUAGAAAAGGAUGAAUUUGACGAUACCGCAAUUCCUCCUCCUACAUCAAAAAAGAGAAAAAGGGAUGAUGAUGAUGAUGAAAAAUUUCUCUCUUAUAGAAUUUUAGGGGACUUCACUUUCUUAUUCCCAUGUGAACUAGUAGGUUAUUGUAAUGGUUUAGCUUGUUUUAAACCAGUGAGUAGAGAUUCUAAUGUUAAUGGUGCAAUUUCUAUCCUUCACCCUAUCAUGGCUGAAUCACUAGUCCUCUCUUAUCUAACUCCUACCCAGAGUACAGGGAGAUUAUGCAAUUACUUGUGUCAUGGUUUUGGUUUUGAUUCUUUAUCAGAAGAAUAUAAGGUUGUCAUUAUCUUUACUACUACUCCUUCAGUCAAAACAAUCAACCAUCAGGAAUUUGUUUGCAUGGUCGUUACACUAGGAGGAAGAUAG